Messenger RNA from Onthophagus taurus, 555 nucleotides. The record is from RefSeq and is a predicted model, not a curated record. Lineage: Eukaryota; Metazoa; Arthropoda; Insecta; Coleoptera; Scarabaeidae.
AUGCAAAUGGAUUUUCUUAUUCAUGGUUGGACUGAACACGCAUCGGUUCAAUGGUAUACAAACGUAAUUAAUGCUUAUUUAAAACGUGGAUAUUAUAAUAUAAUAGCUGUCGAUUGGUCUUCAAAAGGUGAUGCUGAUUAUUUAUCGGCUUCAAGAUACACUAGAGGAAUAGGAGAAAAAAUUGGGAUAUUCUUAGUAAAGUUACACAAAAGAAAAGGAAUUCCGUUAAAGAAUAUCCAUUUGUUAUCGCAUUCUCUAGGUGCUCAUGUUUGCGGAUUCGUAGGAAAAAAAAUUUAUGAAUUAACCGGUGACAAAAUCGGGAGAAUAACCGCGAUGGAUCCUGCAGCACCUUUAUUUGAAAUUACACAAGAUAUGAGAUUAUCAAAAGAAAAUGCAAAAUUUGUUGAUGUGAUUCAUACGGAUGGUGGAAUGUUAGGAUUUAGACAUCCAAUAGGAACAGUAGACUUUUUUCCAAAUGGUGGAUCAGCAAUUCAACCUGGAUGUUCUUUAUUAAAAGCCGAUCUCCACUAUGAUGAUUGUAUGGUAAUGGGAUGA